AUGAAUAAUCUACCACAGCUCGGUACAGCAAUUGCUCAAGUCUUGUUGCCCACCUACCAGCUCUACACGCCGUUGUUGCAGAGACAAGCCAACAUCAUCAACUCAACACCGCGCCAGACGUUCCGGUAUGGAGAGCAUCCGCGUCAACAGUUGGAUCUCUACACUCCCGCCGAGACAACGCCUUCCAAAGUGGGCAAUUCUGUCUUGAUAUUCCUGUACGGUGGAGGGUUCGUCCGAGGCGACAAGAUCAAUCAGACCUUCCCCGACGGUUUGGUAUAUGCCAACGUGGGCCAUUUCUUCACCCAAAACCUGGGAAUCAAAGUCGUCAUUCCGGAUUACAGACUCAUCUCCCACGAUGCCACCUUCCCUUCGGGGGGUGAGGACUUGGAGCUGGUCAUUGACUGGAUCAAGGGGAAUAUAGACCAUGACCCAUCACAUCCCACGACCCUUUUUAUCAUGGUUAACUCGGCGGGAGGUGUUCACUUGGCAACCUAUCUCUUCGCUUCUGAAUUUCGAGGACACCGACAGAAAGUACUCACAGGAGAUACUCUAGGCGUGAAGCUGGGAGGUGUCAUCUUCCUCUCGGCUCCCUUCCACUUUGAUCGGGCGAUUGCAGAGAGGGCGAAGACUCUUCAGGCGUACUUCGGGGACGAUGUCUCCAACCGUUCCCCUCUAGGGCUGUUAAGAGCUUGCAAGGGAGACGGCUCUAUCAAUGAUCUGAAAGGGAUCCCGGUCAUGGUGCUAUAUGGAGGACUAGAUCCGGAAGACGAGAUACUCGCCUCCAAGAACGAUUUCGUCAAGGAAUGGAUCGGCACGGACGCUGUGGCCAACGACUUGACAGUCCUCAAGAUGGAAGGCCACAACCACAUCAGCCCCGUCUUGGGGCUGGGGACCGGAAUCUUUAAUGAAGAAGCUUGGGGUCGGCAGGUGGUCGAGUUCAUCAUCGCAGCCGCUGGCAAGCAAAAAUAG
This is a messenger RNA of Fonsecaea nubica, 969 nucleotides long. RefSeq lists its product as hypothetical. NCBI's taxonomy places the organism in Eukaryota, Fungi, Ascomycota, Eurotiomycetes, Chaetothyriales, Herpotrichiellaceae. The record is from RefSeq and is a predicted model, not a curated record. The transcript has a single exon. The coding region runs from base 1 to 969 and encodes 322 amino acids.